AUGCAUGGAAACAUUAAAAUGCUACUUUUGUUCAGCAGAUUUCACUACCUGCCACCACAAAGUGAUACUCACCAUCGUGUGAAGCAAAAGCACGAGCAUUACCGAUACAAAUACAAUAACUCCUUUUUUCUCUAUUCAUCCUCCUUGGUCUGGCAGCCGUCGUUGCUGCAGACAGCCGUGAGAUUUUCGCUUAUGGACCUCCUCAGGGUUCCUCCGAAGAGUCAUUCGAGUCGUAUGAGUCAGGAGAAGCCAAGUACGACUUCAAUUAUGCCGUUCAGCACGAAGACUCCGGCAACGACUUCGGAGAGGAAGCCCGUGACGGCGAACCACACUCAGGGAUCCUACUACGUGAGGCUUCCCGACAGCCGUCUGCAGAACGUCAAGUACUUCGUGGACGGCGACGACGGCUACGUGGCCGAGGUCAACUACGAGGGCGAGGCUCGUUUCCCUGAUUCCUACGAGUCUGCUUCCUUCGAAUCUGCUUUUUCGUCCCGGAGUACAAGCCACCAAGUCCCGUAUACACUUAUGACUCCAACGAGUAAAUUCUCGGAACUCGACCGCAAGUUAUGA
Penaeus vannamei (Pacific white shrimp) is the source of this 570-nucleotide messenger RNA. Lineage: Eukaryota; Metazoa; Arthropoda; Malacostraca; Decapoda; Penaeidae. The record is from RefSeq and is a predicted model, not a curated record.